Molecule: messenger RNA, 2232 nt
Organism: Coniophora puteana RWD-64-598 SS2
Lineage: Eukaryota; Fungi; Basidiomycota; Agaricomycetes; Boletales; Coniophoraceae
Product: chromatin remodeling complex subunit
Exons: 13
Coding region: 1-2232 (743 amino acids)
Biological process (GO): regulation of DNA-templated transcription
Cellular component (GO): cytoplasm; Ino80 complex
Source: RefSeq, a predicted model, not a curated record
AUGAGCGAUGCAACGGCCGACGGUGUACCUGCCGUACCCGUGCACUAUGUCCCAAUUCCGACGCUGCCGACCCCUACACCUCGAGACGACUACGCCCCUUUCAGUGGGACGCGCACCCCACUCGUAAUCGACAAUGGCGCGACGCAGCUACGUUUCGGGUUCUCCACGACCCCUGGCGGCAAGGACGAGGCGAACACGAGCCCGCACGUGAAUACGAACGCGAUCGCGAAGUACAAGGAGCGCAAGCACGGCACGAGUCUGCUGCUGUUCGGCGACGCGAUCGAGAGCGAGAGCGGGGCGAGGAGUCAGAUUCGGACGCCGUGGGAGGGGGACGUGUUGUUGAACUUUGAUGCUCUGGAAAACGCGUUGGACUGUGCGUUCUUGAAGCUUGGGAUAUGUGAUACGGAGACUGUCGAGCAUCCUGUGCUUAUGACGGAGCGGUUGUGCUCGCCGCUGCAUUCGCGCUCGCUAACGUCUGAGCUCAUGUUUGAGCUAUAUGGCGUCCCGUCGCUGCUGUACUGCGUGGACUCGGUCAUGUCGUUCUAUCAGAACAACAAGCCACCUAGUUCAGGUGCAUUCGACACGGACGGUCUUGUUAUUUCGUUCAAUACGGCAUCAACGAGUGUAAUACCUAUGGUAAAGGGGAAGGGGCUUCUCAGCCAUGCCAAACGAAUACCAUGGGGUGCUCAACAAGCGACCGAUUACCUGCUCAAGACCACCCAGCUCAAGUACCCCAACUUCCCGACGCGAGUCACACCUGCCCAGUCCUCUUGGAUGAUGCAGAACUUCUGCGAAUUCGCGCCAGACUAUCUCGAGCAGAUCCGGAGGUUGCGUCAGCCAGACGCGCUGCGAGCGGGGGCACGUAUCAUACAGUUCCCUUUUGCGCUGCCCGUGGUGGAGGAGAAGACGGAGGAAGAGCUGGCGCGCGUUGCAGAGCGGAGAAGAGAGCAGGGGAAGAAGCUCCAGGAGAUUGCGGCUAAGAAUCGGCAGGAGAAGCUCGAGGCUAAGGAGCGAGAUCGCGAUUUUAUGUUAAAGUUGAAGGAAGAUCGGCCGGAUACGAAACGGGAGUGGAUGAGCGUAUUAAGAGGCGAGGGCUUCGACGACGAGGACUCGUUCGAGCAGACGCUAAAGAAGCUCGAGGCUGACAUCAAACGUGGGCGGAAGAAGGACACGGAUGUGGAAGAGCCUGCGGAGGAGCCGACCUUCCCACUGCUUGACGUGCCCGACGCCGACCUCGACGAAGACCAACUCAAAGAAAAGAAGAAACAGCGCCUCCUAAAGGCAGGGUACGAUGCGCGUCUGAAAGCACGGCGCGAGAAAGAAAAGGAGCGCGAGGAGAAGGAGGCGGAGGAAAGGCGCGAGGAGGACGAGCGGGAGAACAACUUUGGGGAGUGGUCGAGAAGGCUGCGGGCGGAGCAGGAGGCGAUCAUGGUUCGCAUGAAAGAGAGGAGCAGAAGGAAGGCGGCGCUGGCGGAUAGGAAGAGCGCGGCGGCGCAGGCGAGGAUGAAAAAUAUUGCGACGCUCGCUGCGGAUGAUAGGGUGAAUAAGAAGAAGAGGAAGGCUGCUGGGGGCGAGGACAUGUUUGGCGCUGAUGACGCCGACUGGGCCAUAUAUCGCAAGAUUAACACGGCAGUGGAAUCAUCAGACGAGGAAGAAGACUACAGCCAGCUGCAGACAAUCGAGAACAAGCUACUCGCGCACGACCCGACAUUUACGCUUGCGCACACGCACGCGGCCAUCACGUCGCAGAAGUCGGCGAUGCUAUCGGCUUUCAGGCCGCCAUACGAGGAGGGCGACGUCGAAGGGAACACGCGGAUACAUCUCAACGUCGAGCGGUGGCGUGUCUGCGAGACGUGGUUCUCGCCGGGUAUGGCAGGAGUCGACUCGGCAGGCUUGGGUGAGGUGCUGCAGGGCGUGUUGGCGCGCUUCUCGGACGCGGAGAAGGCACGGAUGGUCCAGAACGUCUUCGUCACAGGCUCGCCAUCCAAGUUGCCGGGGCUGACCGACCGGAUCUAUUCGACGCUGCGCCCAAUCUUGCCACCCGAGAUGCACCUCGGGGAGAUCGUGCGCGCGGCGGACCCGUCGCUGGACGCGUGGAGAGGAAUGGCGGCGUUUGCGAACACGGAUGAAUUUUCCAAGUACGGGGUCACCAAGGAGGAAUAUGAGGAAUUGGGCGGCGAGCGCAUCAAACGGUGGUGGGGUGGUAAUUGGAACCAAUCGGUCUCACCAUAG